Molecule: messenger RNA, 1998 nt
Organism: Hippocampus comes (tiger tail seahorse)
Lineage: Eukaryota; Metazoa; Chordata; Actinopteri; Syngnathiformes; Syngnathidae
Product: ephrin-B2a-like
Exons: 5
Coding region: 907-1899 (330 amino acids)
Biological process (GO): ephrin receptor signaling pathway; blood vessel morphogenesis; axon guidance
Cellular component (GO): plasma membrane
Molecular function (GO): ephrin receptor binding
Source: RefSeq, a predicted model, not a curated record
UAUGCGUUUGUCCGCAAGACCGGCGCUCGUGUGUGUUUUAUUUCAUGAAACCAUGACUGUGGAUGAUAUGUUCAAAAAUGACUUCUCAGUCACAUUGUUUGCUUGCCAUAGAGUGAAAGUAAUGCUUGUGAUUGAUGUUGACUGUAAGAAACCAUUCAUUUUAGACUUGAUCUUCAGAGCAGUUGUACAUCUAUUAGUGUAUUUCAUAUACGUUAUAUAUAUUGAAUCAAUGAGUCAUUCAAUGUGUGAGAUGAGAUCAUCAAUCCUUUACAUUAUGCUCACAGUACUCUGUGACUUUUUUUUUUUUGUGAUGCAGUGUGAAUUUCUUCUCAUGAGAAUAUGUAUAGUAUGUGCUUUGGCUCAAUAAAAGAUGAGAAACACUGCAGUGUGAUGCGUGUACUGGAUCUUAAGAAGCCAAUGCAAAGCGCACGACUCAAAGAAACAAUCUGCAAUGAAACAUGAUUAUUCUGCCAUGCAAUCAUUUUGCAGUCCAUGAAUCUUGACAGCUGCAGACUUAAUUAAAUUAUGAAUGAUCAAAACUGGGUCCCGUACCAUUUCCAAGGAUCCAAUGUGAUGCGAGCGUGUCUAAAAUGCGCCAACCAACCCGGGUGGCCCCCCGCACGCACGAGCCGGCAAAGGGGCGGGCCGGCCGCUCAGCUGAUGGCUGAGCUGCUCCACACACAGCACACAAUCUCUCAUUCCUCGCUGGGCGAAUGUGGUCACGCCAGACCUUUUCCUCGCCAAUUACUCCCAAUGUGGAAGGCUUCAUGAACUUGCGGCCGCAACUUAAUGGGGCAUCUCGCCGCAGGAUGCACCUGACGGCGCCGCACGCGCACGGGCAACGCACGUUGACCUGCCCCCGCCGCGUGUUAUGGUAGCCAGCCCGCGCGUGGGUUUUGUCCCGUGAUGGGGAGAAGAAUCACGUGGAGCCACGGUGCCGUCGUCCUGCUGGCCUUCCUCAUGAGCUCAUGUCGGGCCAUCACUCUGGACUCCAUCCUCUGGAGCAGCGGCAAUACAAACUUCACUCCAGGUCAAGGUCUGGUCCUCUCCCCUCAGAUUGGGGACAAGAUGGACAUUGUCUGUCCAAGGGCGGAUGCCGCCAAGGGCGAAAAGGAAGAGUUCUACCGAAUCUACUUGGUCUCCCGAAGUCAGAUGGAGAGCUGCACUAUAGACAAGACAAACACCCCCCUGCUCAACUGCGACAAGCCGCACCGGGAUGUCAAGUUCACGUUCAAGUUCCAGGAGUUCAGCCCCAACUUGUGGGGGCUGGAGUUCCUCAAGGGGAAGGAUUACUACAUCACUUCCACAUCUACAGGCUCUCUGCAAGGUCUGGAUAACACGAAUGGAGGAGUGUGCAGGACCAAAUCCAUGAAGAUGGUGCUAAGAGUCGGGCAAAGUUCUUCAGAUCCUCGAUUAACACUUCAGGAAUCCCCGACCAGAUUUUCACCGACAAAACUACAACCGAAAACAAAGGAUGCAGCUGAAGAUCAUGAUAUCAAGAACAAAACUGGCUCGGGCUCAGAAGCAGGGCAGCUCACCCCCGGUGGCGGUGGUGGCUCACCGCCAGGACUGUUGAUCUGGGUUGUCUCGGCCUGUGUGAUCCUCCUCCUCCUCCUCAUCGCCAUCCCGUCGGCCGUGCUGUGCAAGUGCCGUCGCUGCGUCCCAGAUAGGCAGCAGUCUGCGUCUGUGUCGCUCAACACUUUAGCCGUGCCAAAGCGGGACAGCAUCAGCAGCGACAACGUUGGCUCGGACCGCAGCGAGAUCGUCUUUCCUCCGCAGGCGUCCGACAGCAGACUCUGUCGACAUUUUGAGCGUUUGAGCGGCGAAUACGGAGCCCCUGUUUACAUCGUGAAGGAGAUUUCGCCGCAGAGUCCCACCAACAUUUACUACAAAGUCUAACUUUUGCCAUUUUUUUCGUCGCUAAUGACGUCAUUCGCUAUGAGGACGAAUUGGACCAAAACUGGCGUCGCAUCAUGAAUUUUUUUUUUUUUUUUUUUU